UUGUUGUCAAUAGAAUAUCAAUGCAUUUGGACAAUACUGCUUCUGAUUCCGAGCAGUCAAAGUCUUUACAAAUUAAUGUUGAAGUUUCAAAACGUCAUAGGCCAAGAAAAGAAAGAACUGCAAAAGAACAUUUGGACUCUUUUAAUGAACGUUCACUAUUUUGGGAAGAUGAAGAUGGGGAAAGGACAGUUUAUUUGUUUGAUUAUACAAAUGAAGAAAAUAGUAGACAUAGAGGACAUGAAUUUAUUAAUCGACAUUUACUUCAAGAAUUGAGGGAUAAUGACCUAUGGCGUUUAGUUAGGCAUCCUUUAGUUUUGAAUUUUGUUAAUGAAAAGCUUAUUUCUUGUGCAUUCUUCUAUUUAUUUCAUGUUGUUAUUUACUUCGUUUAUCUUGGAUUACUUUUCUCAUAUGCUGAAGGGCCGCCAUCAAUUGCUAAAAAUCUGUUAGUGACUGUCAUUAUUUUUUUCUUCAUUUUUAUUUUGGUAGUCAAAGCUUCACUUAAAUUACAAAUUAAAAGUCCAUCAAAAUUGAGUGCUUGGUUUUAUCUAUCAUAUACUUGGACAGUGAUAACUUCUUUAAUUGCUUUAUUUUAUAUUUGGAGUUGGCAAAUAUUUGAUUUUGACAAAAACUGUUGGAUGGCUUUUACCUAUUGUGGCUAUUAUUGCGUAAAUAUUUGUUUUUUUUUAAUUUAUAUAAUUUUUAGUUCAUGGAUAAAUUGUCUUUAUGUUCUUCGGAAAGCACCUUGUGGCCCUUAUAUUUUAAUGAUGAGCAAAAUACUUUAUUCUUUUCUUGGGACUUGUGCUGUUUGGAUUCCAACACUUUUUACCUUUGCUUUUGCUUUUCUAUUAAUUAUGCGUAAUUCGGGUGCUCGGCCAUGGGAUGAUCCUGAAAGAAAAAAUAAUUCAACUUCUUUUAUGCUUGCAUUAUUUCAAUCAUUCACAAAAACAUCUGCAAUGAUGAUUGGGGAAGUUGAGGCAAAUGAUAUUUUGGAUAUGAAAGAAUGGAUAGCUAAUUUGUUGUUACUUUUAUUUGAAAUAAUUACUGUGAUUCUUCUAAUGAAUUUAAUGAUAUCUUUGGCUGUUGGGGAUGUUAAUGAAUUAAAUUUGUCUGCUGAAGAAAUGGAUUUAAAAAUUAAAGUUAAUUUUUGUAUUGAAUCUUUACAUUUAUCUGAACAAAUAUCUUUUGCUCACAGAUUAAUUAAUGUAUUACAUCGUUCUAAAACAAAUAAUGUUUUGGUUGUUGAAAAAAAUGGACAAAGAGUUUUUUCUAAAAAUGUUAGAAAUAUAAGAGAACAUUAUUUUGAUGUCCAUUUAUCAGCUCGUUCAGAACAACAAAAAGAAAAUGAAGGAAUAAAUAAUGAUCAAAAUGGAGUUAUUUCAGUUAAUGAGCAAAAAUGUUAUGAACUUGAAAUUAAUACAAAAGGAUUAAAAUUACGAAAAGAAUUGCUUUCUAGUCGAAGGGCGACAUUAUUAAAUAUUGAAGGAAUUAUAAUAAAAUUAUCAGAAUCCCCGUCAUCAGGAAUUCAACAAUUAAUUACUAGUUCAGAAAAUAUAGAAAUUUUGGGAAAUAUUAAAAAUGGUGAAACUUUGUGUAGAAAAUUUAAGCGUUGGUUUAUUGGAUUAAAUUUGAAGGCAUUACUUUAA
Meloidogyne enterolobii is the source of this 1643-nucleotide messenger RNA. The record is from the annotation of a GenBank genome assembly. Lineage: Eukaryota; Metazoa; Nematoda; Chromadorea; Rhabditida; Meloidogynidae.